AUGGGCGGGCUAUCUCCCAAACCCGGUGACAGUGACAGUGAUAGUGACACAAGUCAGCGCCGCCGGUGCCAAAAAGGCGCCACCAAAGUCGUCGAGUUCCUCCACUACAAAACCGACGGUAGUUUGAAGAAGGGCAAUAUCCAGAGCCUAUCUGACACUGAGCUCAUUAAGAAACAACACCUAACACGUACCGCAGUGGCAUCAUCGGUUACUGGGGUGAGCGCGGGCUCCAUCAUCUCCGUGGCCUGCCCGGUGGCUGCUGUUGGCGUAGGCAUCAGCGCAUGGACAAUGGCCGUUUCAUGUAUCAACCGUCAUCGGGUUCGUCAAGAAGUCAAGCAGCGAGCGAGGAGCAACGCCGACUUUGCAAAGACUCUCCGUGAACAAGAUCGGAAUCGGAAAAAGGCCCGCGACAUUGCCGUAGGCGUGAGUCUUCGCGGGGCCCUUUCCGUUAGCACGAUGGGCAUUGUGGGCUUCGACACAAUAGCACAGAACUUCGCCGACCUAGGAAGCGCAACUAUUGGGAGUACAGCGGCCGCCGCAACCGACGCUACAAGCAAUGCAGCAGUGCAAUCAGUAUCGCACGGCGCCACUCACGUGGCCUCGCACGCAGCUGUACACGCGACUGGAGAAGCAAUCGACCCGCCCGAUGUAUCCGAUUCCCCGGCCACGAUCUACCAGAAUUUCAAGGUGGAGCACCCUAACGCCGCGGUACUCGACGCAUCAUUCCACAAGGUAACAUCGGGCAUUGCUGACAAGACCGCGGAGGUCAUAAGCAGCCAGACGGGUCUGCAGAUCACUGGCGACAGCAAUCUACACGAGAUACAGGAUGUCUGGCAUGCGCAUGAUGGAGAUGCAGAGGCUAAGCUGAUUUUGCUUGCUCAGGGGGUGAUUGAUGGCGGCAUGUCUGAAAUGGCGCAGCCGCUGCAGCAAGCCAGCGAGUACGGCGUGGAAAAGGCACGCGUGUGGCACUGGAAUUGGAACACCAAUCAGUACGAGAAGCUUGAAGACAUGUAG
This is a messenger RNA of Diaporthe amygdali, 1014 nucleotides long. RefSeq lists its product as uncharacterized. Lineage: Eukaryota; Fungi; Ascomycota; Sordariomycetes; Diaporthales; Diaporthaceae. Bases 1 to 1014 code for a protein of 337 amino acids. The record is from RefSeq and is a predicted model, not a curated record. The transcript has a single exon.